AAUUGUUUUUUUUUUUUUUUUCCAAAAUGGAUUUGGUACCUAAGGUGACAAGUUUCCUCACUUUGGUUUUCACUGCUUUAUUCUCUUUGGAGCCUGUUGUCUGUAUUAGACACUGGCAAUUGUCUGGCCAGCCACUGGUAGACGAGCAUCUUGUAACUAAUUUGCCAGGCCAGCCAGAUGUGAACUUCAAGCACUAUGCUGGCUACCUUACAGUCAAUGAACAGAAUGGAAGGGCAUUGUUUUACUGGUUCUAUGAGGCCACAACUCAUCCUGAUGAAAAAGCUCUAGUCCUGUGGCUUAAUGGAGGUCCUGGGUGCUCUUCUGUAGGAUAUGGAGCAACACAAGAGAUUGGCCCUUUCAUAGUGGACACUAAUGGACAUGGACUUAAAUAUAAUCCUUACUCUUGGAAUACAGAGGCCAAUAUGUUAUUCUUAGAAUCUCCAGUUGGAGUUGGGUUUUCAUAUUCAAACACUACAAGUGAUUAUAAUAUUCUGGGAGACGAAUUUACUGCAAAUGAUGCCUAUGCUUUCCUGCACAAGUGGUUUCUCCUGUUUCCAUCAUAUAGAUCGCGGGCGUUUUAUAUUGCAGGAGAGAGCUAUGCAGGAAAAUAUGUUCCUGAGCUUGCUGAGCUUAUAAAUGACAAGAAUAAUGAUACUUCCCUUUACAUCGACCUCAAUGGUAUUCUGUUGGGUAAUCCUGAAACAAGUGACGCUGAUGACUGGAGAGGUAUGGUGGACUAUGCUUGGAGCCAUGCUGUCAUAUCAGAUGAAACUCAUAAGAUAAUCAGACAAAGCUGCAACUUUGACAGUAAUGACACAUGGAGUAACGAUGAUUGUGCUGAGGCUGUUGAUGAAUUACUCAAACAAUACAAGGAGAUAGAUAUUUACAGCCUCUACACCUCAGUCUGCAUAGGUGAUUCAGCAAGUUCAGAUGAUAAAUUUACACAGAUCAUGUUUAGGCGCUCAUCCAAGAUGAUGCCAAGGAUUAUGGGUGGUUAUGAUCCAUGCCUUGAUGAAUAUGCAAAAGCUUUCUACAACAGACCAGAUGUUCAAAAGGCUCUCCAUGUCAGUGAUGGUCACCAUCUCAAGAACUGGAGUAUCUGCAACGCUAAGAUAUUUGUUGAAUGGUUGGAAUCGAGGCCAUCAGUUCUUCCUAUAUACAAGAAGCUGAUUACAGCAGGACUCAGAAUAUGGGUUUACAGUGGUGAUACAGAUGGAAGAGUUCCUGUACUAUCUACAAGAUACAGCUUAAGUUCUCUGGGCCUUCCAAUCACUAAGGCAUGGAGACCCUGGUACCACCAGAAGGAGGUCAGUGGGUGGUUCCAAGAAUACGAGGGGCUAACAUUUGCAACAUUUAGAGGAGCUGGACAUGCUGUGCCAGUCUUCAAACCAAGCAACUCACUUGCAUUUUUCUCAGCCUUUCUUCUAGGAGAAUCCCUGCCUUCUGUGAGAUAAAUCAGCAGUGUUAAGAACCAUAUUAGAGUGUUAAUAUACAUAUAAAUAAGAGAGCAAGAUGCCUGUCAGCAAGUGUUUUGGGAAAACUAGACAUAGAACAUAAUCUGACUCUUUGCUCUUUGGUUCCAUUUUGUUGAUGGUGGAGCCGUGGAUUGAGGAGAUCAAUUUUGAGUAUGUUUUCUCUUUGUGAAAACAAUAAACUCCUCGUACACAACACUUCAAA
Populus euphratica (Euphrates poplar) is the source of this 1677-nucleotide messenger RNA. Its product is annotated as serine carboxypeptidase-like 31. NCBI's taxonomy places the organism in Eukaryota, Viridiplantae, Streptophyta, Magnoliopsida, Malpighiales, Salicaceae. Gene Ontology annotation, molecular function: serine-type carboxypeptidase activity. Bases 27 to 1454 code for a protein of 475 amino acids. The transcript is spliced from 10 exons. Gene Ontology annotation, biological process: proteolysis. The record is from RefSeq and is a predicted model, not a curated record. Gene Ontology annotation, cellular component: vacuole.